Molecule: messenger RNA, 3027 nt
Organism: Glycine soja
Lineage: Eukaryota; Viridiplantae; Streptophyta; Magnoliopsida; Fabales; Fabaceae
Exons: 6
Coding region: 296-2449 (717 amino acids)
Source: RefSeq, a predicted model, not a curated record
GGAAGAGAAUCAAACAGGCACUAGUGUGUCAAGCAAUCUUCCGCAAAUUUGCUUCUUCCCCGCUUCCUCUCCGAAUCACUCCGACAAACACCAAAACGCGAUUGCAUUUCAAACCAUAAUCCCGUUUUCACCGUAUCGUUUUCCCUAUUUCAAUUCCUCUCAAUAUUGCUAUCGUCUCUGGUUCUCGUUCGCAACUCCUGAGUCCUGUGACGCAUUCGCGUUGGCGAACGAACGCUCUUGGCAUUCCCGAAAUCCCUCAAACAGCGUCAGUAACCGCAAUUCAAAACCCUAAGCCAUGGACCGUGACGACGACCCUUCUGCACUUGCAUGGCUUUGGGUCAUUGAAGCCCUGUUAACUUCCAAAGAAAUCACCACUCCCACUUUGCAGGGUUUCAUUGAUGCGGCACCUGUGGGACAUCAUAGAUUUAGUAAAAAUACAAAGGAAUUGGUAGCCUUGAGGUGUUUGGAGAAACUGUCCACUCUUGUUGUUGACCCUGAAGCUUCUUCUAACUUGGAUUCCAGAUUUGGAUUCAAUGUUUUGGGGAGUUGUCAAGAUGUCCUCAAAGAAAUAUUGGGCAAGAUCCCUUUAUCAAAUCUGAAAGUGGCUGGAGCAGAGCUAUUGAAAUGGGAUAUUUGCCCAUUUAUUAAGCACAAAAGAGCUGUCACUUUUAAAUGUCACUUAGAGCAGCUGAGAGAAUCGAUCUUCAAAAAUACUCAUCCAGAUACUGAUUACUUGAAAGAAACAACUAGAUUAUUUCCUCAGAAUAGCAGUAGGGUUUGCUCUAAGAGGAGUAGGGUUUGCUCGGCUGAUGAAACAGAUUUGCCCUCUAAGAGGAGUUGGGCUUGCUCAGCUGAUGAAACAGAUCAUGCUAGGAAUGGUUAUGGGGUAGAAAUAUCAGGUGAUAUUGUGUCCCAAGGUGAAAAGAUUAACCUUGAAACGAAAAAGCAGGCAGAGCAAAAUCUUUCUUUGAAGUGUAAUGAAGAGGAUCGAUUACUGAUAUGUGAUGCAAAUGUUGUCCAACCAGUGGUUCCUGAAUAUGUUAUGACAACCACCAUUAUACCCCAUCAUACCUCUGUAGCUGAGCCUUGCAAUAAUACAUCUAUGGAUGAAACUGACAAUACUGCACAUCAUGCCAUUCCAACAAAUGAUGCUAAUGCAGAAAAUAAUCAGCAUAUUAUUAAUUUUCACCAACCCAAACAGACAGAACCAGAUAUUACAUCUUUAAAUCUCUCUCAGAAGCCAGUUGCUAGUGAUAAAACUGUAUUUGAUAUGGUUAAUGGCUGCAGAGCUGAGUUGUCUAGUGAUAGUGAUGGAUAUCACAAUGGAAAAAAUGAUCUUGAAGCAAAAAAACAUGAAUUCCUGUGCUCCCCCUGCACGGUUGAUCAAGAUUUCUCAGCAAUGACUGAAUCAAUUGAACAAAAUCUUCGCACGGUUGAUCAAGUUUUCUCAUCAAUGACUGAAUCAAUUGAACAAAAUCUUUGCAUGAAGUGUCAUGAAGGUGGCCAAUUAUUGGCUUGUAAAACAACUACUUGCCCUUUGAUGGUGCAUAAAAACUGUCUAGGUGCAUCUGCUCAAUUGGAUGCAAAGGGCAACUUUUUUUGCCCAUUUUGUGCAUAUUCUCAUGCUAUUUCAGAAUAUCUUGAAUCUAAGGAAAAUGCUUCCUUGGCAAGGAAAGAAUUAGCUAUCUUUAUCAGUAAAGGAAAACUGAUUCAAGCUGCAGAAUUUGUUCAUGAAUUUCAUAGACAAGAACAUUGUUUUUCAAGAAAGAACAGUAAGUGUGAACACAUUCAUGUUAAAAACAAUGAAGAUGAUCAGUUAGCAGGGUGUGAAGACAAUAGAGAAGAUCAUGUUGGUGAGCAUGCAAAUGAAGCCAAUGAUCUUCAAUUUGAAAGAAGUAAGCAACAAGCAGAAGUUUUAAGAGAAGAGGAAAUAGGUAAAAUGCCAACUGUUGGAAGAGUUGAAGAAAGCGAAGUGCCAACUGACCAUGUAGAUGGACAUGUUGGUGAUAAAUUUGCUAGUGAAAAAACAAAUAUUGCUCCUGAAAGCAAUGCUGAAGAAGUUCCACAAGAAAUGACAAAACAGCACAAUAUUGAUGGAACAAUAGAGCCAGUUUGUGCACAAGAUACUGGGAAAGAGAAAAUUUCUGAAGAUGAAAGUGAAAAGCAUAGUAAUCCUCUAUACUCAUUGAGAUUCCGUAAACAUGAAACACAAUGUAAACCCCAAGCAGGCCAAGUAUUUCUGGGUAAUCAGUUAAGGCGAAAGAAAAUUCCGUGGACAGCUGAGGAGGAAGAGAAGAUAAAGGAAGGAGUGCAGAAGUUUGGCAAGGAAUGGAAAAAAAUUUUGCAAUUUGGUUCUCAUGUGUUUGAUAAGGUUGGUAAGCGUCGGACACCACAUGACCUGAAGGAUAAAUGGAGGAACAUGUGCAAAGCUCACUCAAAAUCAAAAUGACUCAUUUUCAUCUGGCUGCCAGUAGUUGAAAGUUAGAUACAAUUAGUAUUGUCGCUACAAGGUCCCAGGUCUAUCCUAAGCUCACUCAAAAUCAAAAUGAGAGGCUUCAUCUCAAGUGAUACUCUUAGUCAAUUCUGUCUGCUGCUGCUGUUCCUCAUUUUCAUCUGGCUGCCAGUAGUUGAAAGUUAGAUACAAUUAGUAUUGUCUAUACAAGGUCCCAGGUCUAUCCUAAGCUACUCAAUUUGUUUAUGGGUAAACCUCUUAUCUCUUGUUAAAAUAUAACUUAUUAGAUCUGGAUUGAACCUAUGUGUCAUGCACUUCCUUGCUGAUUUGCGGAAUUAUCUGUCACUUCAGUGAUAUUUUUUUUUAAAAAAAAGAAAGAGAAAAUUUUGCAUCUAGUUGAGACUAGUUCCUCGUGUACAUAGUAUUGAUUGAUAGAAAGGAUAGCACCCAUAUCUAUAUAUUAUCUGUGCUAAUAUAUAUGGUUCGAGCAAUGUUUUUGUGUAAUAUCUUGACCUCAAAAUGUAAGAAUUAUGGUUCAUGGAUCUUUCUUUAUAGCUUUAAAAUUCAGUUUUCCU